AUGAAUUCAAGCUGGGUUUGGGCCGUUUGUGAGCUGGACAACCAGUGCCAUCUGGCGCGCGCAGGAUCGUGGCAGCCACCAGCUAACAACACCCCGGAUCCUAACACAUUGGUCGACCCUUACUGGAAUUAUGGACCCGAUCCAAACGAUCGGGAUGUGGCCGUUUUCCCAUAUCACUCUUACCUGGAACGUAUUCUGCGGGAAGGCAGCCCCCGCAAGAUAUUCAUUCUGCAGAGAGUCUUGAGGUGGAUCUAUGUUGGGACCAUUCUGGAGUUACCUGAGCUGCAACUCUCUGCUGCAGAAAUGUGUGACUUCCUCUCAAUCCUACUUUUGUAUCGCGGAAUCGAGGACAGCCAGUCGAAGGCCCAGGUGAACGAACAGGAAGUUGCAGAUAUUGGUGGGCAGCUUAUCCGCAAGUCACCCGACGCAACCACCUUUGAAUUCAUGCAUCACACGGUCGAGGGAUACCUAACAGUGAAUAUUUCCAAAGACAAGCAGCAAUUCAAACUCGAUGACCAGGUUGUUGAUAGCGACGUAAUUGACGAGCUGGACAUCGUCAGUGCUCAACUUGCAAAAGGUGGCCGCCUCGCCGAGUCAGAGGCCAUGAAACUUCGACUCAUUCCAUGCCGUGAGCGGUUGUGGGGGCCGAGCGGUAAUCCAGUCCUGGCUGCCUUCAAUAACCUCGCCACGUUCUACAAGGACCAGGGACGGAUAGACGAGGCAGAGGAACUGUAUACACGAGCGCUUAGGGGCUAUGAGAAGGCAGAGAAGCCGAACCAGGAAGCCAUGUUCAACACAAUAAGCAACCUCGGCAUCUUGUAUAAAGUCCGGGGGCAGUUCAGGGCCGCGGAGGCGAGACCACGUUGGAUACUGUGCACUGCCUUGGCCUCCUCUACGCGACAGAAGGCCGUUUGGGUGAAGCUGCUCCCCUUUUGGGAGCGAUACCUCCAAGGCCGGGAGAAGCUUUACGGGCCUAACGACGCCAGAACGCUGAUCGCGGUAUUUGACCUGGGCGGGCUCUAUUAUAACCAGGAUAGGAUCGACAAGGCGAUACCGCUAAUGGAACGAGCCCUGGAGGGAUACGAACGAACGCGAGGUGACGAGGACAAAUUGACGAUCCAGGCACUGGAUAAACUCGGGACAAUGUAUGCGAUAAAUGGGCGAUAUGAGGAGGCUGAAGCGAUACUGAAGCGAGGGGCAAGAGGCCACGAGAAGCUCUUGGGCGCGGAACAUGAUGGCACAGUUCGGACGAAGAUAACCCUGGCAAAGGUGUACAUGCAACAAGACAGACUGCCCGAGGCAGUUAUCGUGUACAGAGAGGUACUCGAAGGGUACCAGAAGACACCAGGCCCGGACCACGCCUCGACGGGAGAAGUGUGCAGCAUCCUUGCCGAUUUAUAUCAAGAUAUGGGUCAGCUGCACGACGCAGAGGUGAUGGCAGCCCAGGCACUGCAAAUCUACGAAAAGUCCCUCGGUGCAGGGGACAUUUUGACGGUAGAUACAGCUGCUGGGCUUGGGCUGCUCUACGCCAAGCAGGGCCAACUGGAUAUGGCGGAACUCAUGUGGGAGAGGGCGGUGCGAGGUUUCGAAGAGAUCAAGGGGCCAGAUCACCCGUCGACACUGCGGCAGAUGCACAACCUUGGGCGUAUCUAUAAGAUGCAAUUCCGCCUGGCGGAAGCAAAGGCCACGCUCGAGAGAGCAUUUGAGGGGGCGAUGCGAGCUUUAGGCCCGGAGGAUUCGCUAACGCAGAGGAUAGGUGGAGAUCUAGCUUCACUGUACGAGAACCUCGGCCAGAUGGACGAGGUGAUACAAGUCUCCGAGCGGCUUAGCCUGGCCUGA
Messenger RNA from Penicillium mononematosum, 1839 nucleotides. RefSeq lists its product as uncharacterized. NCBI's taxonomy places the organism in Eukaryota, Fungi, Ascomycota, Eurotiomycetes, Eurotiales, Aspergillaceae. The coding region runs from base 1 to 1839 and encodes 612 amino acids. The record is from RefSeq and is a predicted model, not a curated record. The transcript is spliced from 2 exons. Gene Ontology annotation, molecular function: protein binding.